CCCAGCACAGACCCGCAGGUCCCAGCUCAGACCCCCCGGUCCCAGCACAGACCCGCUGGUCCCAGCACAGACCCGCUGGUCCCAGCUCAGACCCCCUGGUCCCAGCUCAGACCCGCUGGUCCCAGCACAGACCCGCUGGUCUCAGCUCAGACCCGCUGGUCCCAGCACAGACCCGCUGGUCCCAGCAGCGAACACAAACGCUCUAUGCUCCUGAGCGGGGGCAGGUACCGUGGGGUCAGCAGGGGCCCUGGGGCCCCUCAGCACGUGACCCCGGCCCUGUCUGACAGCAGCUGACAUCAGAAACACAAAGAUUAGUGACGUCACACUGUCUCCAUCAAACCUCUGCCCGCCUCCACCCUGAGCUCAGGUGUAAUGAUGUAACACCCAAAACACCUGGACAGGUGAGCAGGAGGCCGCAGGGUGACCUCUGACCUUAGUGAAGGUCACCUGCACGCGACGCAGCAGAGACACACACACACACACACACACACACACAUUUACAGACAGGGGGGCGGGGCUUUGUUCCGGUAUCCAGAAUCUAACACACCGGCUCUGAUCCAAACACGCCGGAAACCGGACACCCGCGCGACCAAACAACACCACGGCUCGCCGCGUGCACGUCGUGUCGCGCGCACCAGGCUGCAGCCUCCUCCAUCCUCUGUCUCCCCCACAUUCAGCAACACGCACGUCCUCAUUCACCUACACGUACACAAGCGCGUGCGCACGCCCCUCCACGCCCUCUGUCUGUGUGCGCCGUGCACGCGCAACGUGCCCGCCGCCGUUAAUCAGCCUCUUACCGCAGAAAUGUGCAGAUUGUUUCAGGACCGGAGCCGAUUUGUUGCUGCAGAGGCAAUCUCGCAAAAAGCCGCGUCACGUCUCGCGAGAGGAAGGGUCAAAGGGGCUGGUCACGUGACCGACUGUGUUACUUACUAACAUGUAAUCAACAACCAAUAACGGAUUUAUUAACAGCUGCCAAACUGUGUAAGUACAGAAAUAAUAAGUCACGAGCUGAAACACGUUUGAUAUUAAAUUAUCAUUCGUUUUUUAUUAAAAUAUCUUAAAAUCAAAUAAUAUCAUAAUAACAAUAAGACAAAUGUGUUUAUUUAUUUACAUUUAUUCUGUUAUUAAAAUAAAACUCAGCUUCUAACAUGUUAUGUAAUAACAUCUGAAUCAGCAGCAGCAGAAGAAGAAAAGUACCACCGAGUAAAAAUACUCUGAUACUGUGUGAACUGGACUCAGACCAGAACACAGACCAGCUCUGUCUAACGAGCUGAUUUCUCUUCGUCCGAACAGGAAGAGUCCGCUGGGUUUGAUGACACCGAGCCGGUUUGUCUCCGUGACUCUGACUCAGGUGAAGGAAACCGGGGAGAAGCAGGACUGAAGUCAGAGACUGUGAAAACCCGCUCAGAGUGAGACCUCUUCACUCCUUCCUGCUCUCUGAUGGAUCCGGUUGGCACGGCCUCAGCUCACCCAAUCAAGUUAAACAGAAAACAACAUGCGACACUUCCGAGCGGCAGUUUGUACGGAAGUUCUUUCAUCCUGCAGGAGGAGAAGAAGAAGAGGCUUCUCCUUCGUCUCCUCUCUCCGCCUGAGCACAACAAACCUCCGGACAGGAGACUCCGGGGCCCCGGCAACAUCCACACACCCGCCGCCGACUGCACCAGCUCCUCCGCCGGCCUACGGUACCCACGGGCGAUGGCGAGGCCGAGCCACAGUGAUCACGUCCUCCAGCAGCUCAACAACCAGCGGGAGUGGGGCUUCCUCUGCGACUGCCUCAUUGCCAUCGGUGACAUCUACUUCAGGGCCCACAAGGCCGUCCUGGCGGCCUGCAGCUCCUACUUCAGGAUGAUGUUUAUCCGGGACCAGCAGGGGGCGGGUCGUCUGGACCUCAGCAACAUGCAGAUCAGUGCCGAGUGCUUCGACCUCAUCCUGCAGCUCAUGUACCUCGGACGCAUCGUCGUGGGGAGCUACGAGUUUGAGGAGCUCAAGGCCUCCAUGGCGUACCUGCAGAUGUACUACAUCCCCGACUCGCUGGAGGAUCUCAGGGACAUCAGAAGCUCAAACCUCACCCCGUCCUCCUCGGCCUCCUCCUCCUCCUCGUCCAGUUCCUCCACCGGUCCUGUAGGUGGGAAAAUGAUGUUUGGAGUCCGAAUGUACGAACAGCAGAGGCCAGCUGCACCGGAAGUGGAGCGUGUACCGAAACCGGUCAGCAGCAACACCGGUCGUCCAGCUGUGCCGGCAGCAGUCACCAGGCCAGUGGUGGCGGAAGAGGUGGUGACCACUCCUCUGAUAGUGGCACCACCGGCUGCGGACGGAGCAGUCGAGCAGCCGUGUGACCUGAGAAAGCGGUCCAGCGGCAGAAGUUCAACUCUUAAAGACCGUCCUCGGUUCGGCCGCACCUACACCUGCGACGACUGUGGCUUUGUCUUCAGCUGCGAGAAGCUUUUAAUCGAGCACAUCCUGACUUGCACUAACCGGAAGGCCUAUCAUCCCCCAAGAGGUAAUGUCGAAGGAGACAAUGACUCGAGUAAAGCUGAGAGCUCUGCAUCCGAGAGCACAGAGGAACACAGGGUCCUCUGUAAAGGUGAGGACGACUGGCCUGAGACCAAGGCCGACUCUGAUCUCACCAUCAGGUCAGUGGCAGCUGGGACCGACGGUGAGCCCGGCACGACUAGGAGCGUGUCCAUCAAGAGAGAACCAGAAGAAAGCAUGUUCCCUGACAUUGAGGUGGUCCGGGUUGGUGAACACACCACGAGAGACUGUAGCACACGGUUCGGCGAUGUCGCACGUAAAGACUUGCUGAGGGAGAAAACGGGAUCGGACCGUGAACCGGAGCCCGGCGUCUCAGGCUUAGAGAACAGCAGCGACCCUUUUGAAGUCCACACAGCCAGCAGCGAUGAAUCAGGGAUUCCAGCAAAGCUUCGGAAAAUCAAAGAUGAGAAACAGGACAUCGACUGUGCCCCCUGUGAACUGUGUGGUGCUCUGUUAACGGAGGAGGACAAGUCAGCCCACUACCUGUCUAAUCACAUGGGCCAUAUAUGUGCCUGUGGACGGUGUGGCCAGGUGCUGAUCAAAGGUCGGCAGCUCCAGGAGCACGCAGAGCGCUGUGGAGAAUCCCACGGCGGUGAGUCAGACUCCCACGGAGAGGACGAGGCGUCCCUGUUGGAGGAGCCGCAGGGGAUGGAGGAGGGCCUGCUGGAGGCCACUGACCUGGCCUGCCCUAACUGCGGUCUGCUGUUCCAGAACGAGAGCCUGGCGCUGGAGCACGCCUUGUCCUGCCACGAACAGGAGCUGUUUCGCCCUGUGCUGCUGGAGGAGGGGGCCGAACCGGAUCACCGCCGUAAACACUUCUGUAGCAUCUGCGGCAAAGGCUUCUACCAGCGCUGCCACCUGCGGGAGCACUACACCGUCCACACCAAGGAGAAGCAGUUCACCUGCCAGACCUGCGGGAAGCAGUUUCUGCGGGAACGCCAGCUCAGGUUGCACACCGACAUGCACAAAGGCAUGGCGCGCUACGUGUGCCCAGUCUGCGACCAGGGAACCUUCCUUAAACACGACCAUGUCCGACACAUGAUCUCCCACCUGUCCGCUGGGGAAACCAUCUGCCAGGUGUGUUUCCAGAUCUUCCCUGGUGGAGAGCAGCUGGAGAAACACAUGGACGUCCAUCUGUACAUCUGCGGCGUCUGUGGAGAGAAGUUCCGCCUCCGUAAAGACAUGAGGAGCCACUAUAACUCCAAGCACACCAAGAGACUAUAGGGACAACCCAACCCGUCGUCUCCAUUUAUACUAGUUUGUUACUUAAAAAAGCCAUAAAUGUGAGAACAAAUGUAUGCACUUGAACCCCAAAAAGUUUUUAAUCUGCACUUUUUAUGUAUAUGCAUAACCUAAGUGGGCGUUCAUACUGCGAGCAGCGGGGCUGGUGAUUGGUCUGUUAGGACUUUUUACUUUGAUGAGAUGAGAUUAGGUUAAUACAGCUUUGAAUCAGGAUUUUAUGAGACGUCUUCUUGAUGUUUGUCAGAUAAAAAUCAGAGUCAAACAAUCAUGUAAGGCGGGAAACGAUCAAGUUUUAAAACCUGGCUGUCGACUGUCACAGCUGAUGCUGAAAAGUUCAGCUUCAGCCACUCGAGCAGUCAGACGCCCAUCAUAGCUAACCAGCAAAAUAGCUAACAAGUUGUAUAUUAUGAUUUAGAGUAUUUAUAAAGAAGCCAGGGUUUUUUUUAUACAGGUGAUAUUUGGAAUUCAGGUUAUUUGGUACAUCAAACAGGAAAAUAAACCUGCAAAGAGUUAAAAGACGAAAAUGAGCAGAUCCUCACGCUGAAGGAGUCGGAACCAGUCACCAAACUGUUAACGUUCAUCUGUGAACCCACAAAUCAUUUUAGCACUAGAAUGUACCAAAGUCACGCUGGCAGGUGGAGAUCAGCUCCUGGCUCGUCUCUGUCCCACAGCUCAACAGGCCUGUGGAGAAAGCUCCCAUCAUGCCUUUCUCCCCGACUGGUUCACUAUUGCGUUGCUCGCAGUGUGAACUCACGGUGAGACAGGCAGUGAACUUCAAAAGAAACUGAAACUGCCGUGUCCUCAGGGUCCUGCGGGGAGCCCGCCGGACUCACUGUGGCUCGUGGUAGAGCACGGACAGAGGAAAUGUGGUGUUUGAAGUCCAAAGCUGUUCCUGUGUGAAGACGCCCAGUUGAGUUUGUUUUUGGAGUGAACUGCUUGUUUCAGAGGGCCGCGGUGCCACGAGCUUCGGGUCAGCGGUUUCUAGCUUUCGUGUCACCUGACGUCCCAGAAUACUAACGUCUCUGAAGAUGAGACACGCUGGUUUUUUCAUGUUGUAGUUAGUCGCACGGGCGGUGGAAAGAUACUGAAUUCUGUUUUCUGAUUCCUUGUUUCAUGAGUUCGAUAGCCCACUGAUUCAUACACUUCACUCGCCGUCCAACAUGCUCUGUGAUUGGUGCCUUGAUUGUAACAAUGGUGCACAGUAGCAGCAGUGGUGCGCGUCUCUCUGUCUUUUUCCUAAUUGUCCACCCCCCCCGUUCAAGGUGAAUCUGUAAAUGGCAGAUUAUAAAAAACAAAACACUAGAGGUGGUCAGCUCGUCGGCAGAAACCUGUCGGACUGAGUUUGCUUCAUUUCCUGUCUGAACGUUCUGACUCGAACGCUUUAUGCGUCGAUCUUCCGUCCUUAAGGCUGCUGCUCGACACAGCACCACAUCACAACGGUUCAAACCAGUUUCACUGUUUAUAAAAGAAAAAACAACACAAACCAGUUAUAAACAAUCCUGAAUCAGUACGCAGCCAAUCUGAACCAUUUCAGAAUCAACCUGAACCAGUUCCAAAGUGACCCCAACUAUCCUGAGGAUUACAACUGUCCCAAACAUUUCACAUCCAGCCGAAGCCAUUUCUAACCCAACGCAGACCCUUUAGAACCAAUCCAGACCAGUUCCAAAAAUUUAUUCUCUAACCAACCUAAACCAGUUUCAAACUGACCUGAAUGAACCCAAGUGUUUCAGAUUCAUCUGAAACCAGUUCAGAAUCAAACUAAACUAGUUCAGACCCAUCUAGAUACAAUUAGGAUGUGGUCCCAUCCAAUCUUUGAACACAGCCAAAACCAGUUUAAAGUGAACCCUACAUGGAUGGAGGCCCAGUUCUGAACCAACUGAAACCACUUUAGAACCAAUCAAAACAAGUUCAUAUGUGGUAUAAACUACUUCCAAACUGAAUCAGGUGUAGAACCAAAACCAACAUUUCAGAUCCAGCUUGAACCAUUUCACAGCAUGUUCACAUCUAAUAGAAAUAAACAAAACCACAUGAGACCGAACAUCAGCUCAUUGGCAGACUAAUGCAAACCAGUUCAGAACAAACUGAAGCAAAGUCCGCAUUAACCAAAUCUAGCUUCUUUAAACACUGUCCACCCAGAACCGUCAUCAGGCGGCAGAGUCUAAACCAGGCUCAAACUAACACAGAUGUUACACAACCAGUUCAGACCAUUUAAAAACCUACCUAAACCAGCUAAGAACCAGUCCAGACCAGUUUGGACCCUACAUGCCCACUCUAUGUAUUUGUCCUGGACUCCUGCAGCGUUCAGUGUGUUGGUUUGACCACAGGCUCAGGAAACAACCCUGGACACGAAUCUUUAUCUGGUGAAAGACUGUAAAUGUCUCCUUGUUUGGACAAUCUUUGUUGUGACCAGGACGCUGCUGAGCAUUCACUCUCAGAGUCAAACAGACUGUCUCUGACUGUCUCGGUUCAUGAGACCAGUUCAGCUUCUCAACUACAAAGGUCU
Messenger RNA from Toxotes jaculatrix (banded archerfish), 6277 nucleotides. It is a transcript of the gene zbtb1, whose product is annotated as zinc finger and BTB domain containing 1. Gene Ontology annotation, biological process: regulation of cytokine production; negative regulation of transcription by RNA polymerase II; regulation of immune system process. Gene Ontology annotation, molecular function: protein binding. The record is from RefSeq and is a predicted model, not a curated record. The transcript is spliced from 3 exons. NCBI's taxonomy places the organism in Eukaryota, Metazoa, Chordata, Actinopteri, Toxotidae. Bases 1441 to 3756 code for a protein of 771 amino acids.